Bicyclus anynana (squinting bush brown) is the source of this 1746-nucleotide messenger RNA. Its product is annotated as protein I'm not dead yet-like. Gene Ontology annotation, molecular function: citrate transmembrane transporter activity; succinate transmembrane transporter activity. The transcript is spliced from 15 exons. The record is from RefSeq and is a predicted model, not a curated record. Lineage: Eukaryota; Metazoa; Arthropoda; Insecta; Lepidoptera; Nymphalidae. Gene Ontology annotation, biological process: monoatomic anion transmembrane transport; citrate transport. Gene Ontology annotation, cellular component: membrane. Bases 1 to 1746 code for a protein of 581 amino acids.
AUGGAAAGAGAAAAGAGUGAAUCCUCUGUAGCAGCCAAUCUCAGCGAUGAUCCAGAGGAUGUUGAAGGCAGUAUUGAAACCGAUGACCAGAUACUUACUUUAAAAGACAAGUUGCGUUUGAUAUUUGGUAUCCAUUGGCGUGGAAUAGUUAGCCUGGUUGUGCCACUGAUAUUAGUACCAAUACAGCUUUCGUUUCCACCAGAGAAAUAUCAGUGGUGUGCAUACACUCUGGUGGUGAUGGCGGUGUUUUGGGUCACGGAAUGUAUACCGUUAGCUGUGACGUCAUUUUUGCCGCUUGUUAUAUUUCCACUGACUGGCAUUAUGAGUACAGCUACUACAUGCGCAUGCUAUAUGAAUGAUACUAUAAUGAUGUACUUGGGAAGUAUGUGGUUAGCUUACGCAGUGGAGCAAUCCGGUUUACAUUUGAGGCUAGCACUUUGUGCGAUCCGCUGGGUUGGCUACUCUCAUUACAAAUUAUUAUUUGCGAUGUCUUUCAUCACGAUGUUUAUAUCAAUGUGGAUCACAAAUACAGCCGCUACCUCUAUGAUGGUGCCGAUCAAUUUUGCCUUAUUAAAAGUGUUUGAAGAUCAAAAUUUGAUGAAGAUCUACGACACUGUGAACGGUGAAAAUGUUGCAUCUGACAUAACUACCUGUUACUUUUGCGCGGCUACAUAUUCGGCAACUAUUGGUGGAGUUGGUACUCUCGUUGGAACAGCUACUAAUUUAGUAUUUAAAGGAUUGUUCUCAAAGUUAUAUCCAGAGGCACCAGAAUAUUUAUCAUUUCCCAAAUUUUCCGCAUUCGCUAUUCCAUAUAUGUUAAUAAUGGAAUUUUGCGUCUAUUUAUAUCUUGUUAUAUUAUACUUUGGAUUCUUGAGACCAAACAGUGCAGCUGCCAGAAAUACUGAAAUGCCCCCUGAAGGGAUAGAAGCUGCUAAAAAAGUUGUCGCAGAGAGAUAUAAAGCUUUAGGUGGUAUUACAUUUUGGGAAAUACUUGUAAUUGUAUUGUUCAGUUUUGCAAUACUGCUGUUUUUUAGUCGGUCGCCUCAAAUGUUUACUGGUUGGGGUGAUGCUAUGCAGGAUUAUUAUAAAAUCAAAGAUAAAAAAUUCAUACAAGAUUCUGCAGCGGCCACUUUAGUUGUGUUUCUAAUGCUGCUUUUGCCAUAUUCACUGAGGUUUUUCGAUAAUUGCAAAGCGAAAGAACAUGGCGACUUACCAGAAAAUAGCAUACCAUCGGUUCUCAACUGGAGACAAGUGAAUGAUGUCAUGCCUUACAGUUUUAUGUUUCUUUUAGGUGGUGGCUUUGCACUUUCUGAAGCGGCGAAAAAAGAAUAUACAGAUUUAAAUGGACAGAUUGGAUUGAUUUUGAAAAAUUUUAAAAGUUUACCAAACUAUUUAAUUAUUCUCUUUGUGAUCUUAUUUACCAUAUUCAUUACAAACUUUGCAUCUAAUGUGGCCGUUUGUAACGUUAUCACCCCAAUCGCCAUGCAACUGGCAAAAGAAAUCAACAAUAAUCCCUUGUGGUACAACAUAGCUGCAGGCUUUUCUUCCUCAUAUGCCUUUUGUUUGCCCGUGGGCACUCCCGGAAAUCUCGUAGUUCAGAGUGCUGCAAAUAUACCAACAUCGAAAAUGGUCAAAGCUGGAAUUGGACCAACGGUGACAACAACAAUUGUAUCGUGGCUUUUCAUUUGUUUUUGGGCCCCUGUAGUGUGGCCAGAUUUAAAAAUGUUACCUGACUGGAUUCAAUAA